CAUACCUCGAGGUUGGCACGGUAACCACCGCCUGUUCUUUCCUGUCUCUCCUUGGCAUCCAGUUGUGGACACAGAGAACAAGUCUUCAGUCUUGUCACACCUCCCGUUCAUCCUGCGCCCCGUCCCGGCUUUCCUUCCUCUCCUCUCAUCUGGCACUCUUCCUCUUUCCCUUACCUCAUCCUUCCUUUCCUCCAUCCUGCUCCUCUUGCAUUCUUCUACCUCUGGCCAUUCGGCUCACAUCCACAAACAUGUCAUCCUCUUCUUCACCUUCACAUGCAACGCCAAUCUGGGCCGUCCAAUUAGCCCUACAAGCCAUUCUCAUCUCCGUGCAGCAGUUCUCCGAUGCUCACUUACGCUGGGCUGCCCUCUCCUCCAAUACUUUGCAUGGUAUCCCUUCUUUUGGCCUGGACGAUGGUCAUGCUAGUGGAUCUGCCAUUCAACCUAGGAAGGAGGAGGUGGAGGCAUUGAGAAUUCCCGUUCAGGGGGAGGCGUGGGAUGAGUAUAAGGAAGCUUUGGGCAGGAAUGCCGAGGCGGUCAAGGGUCUGAGAUCCUUCAAGACCACUGUAGCGAGGGAGAAGGAGCAUCUAGACAAGCUUGUUGCUUCUUCCUCCGCUUCAGAUCCCUGCCCACCUUCCUCCAAUGGACCUUUCCUCUGCCAGCUAUGGCAACAAGUCCUUCGUGUAGCUCUGACUCAUGGGCCCGUGAUGGAAGUCAAUGCCUCUCUACCGAUCCCAGCAGAGGGUCAGCUCCCUUCUGCCGCCUCAAAUUCCGCACGCCAACGUCGCCUAAAGGUCAAGGGUGGCGGGAAGAGCAGACUGGCCAAGGUCGAUGUGAUUGCCGAUGGAGGAAGGAGCUGGACAAGGAUGUUCACCAUCAAGAAAAGCAGUUUACUGGCCGAAUUUAGAGAGGCAGAGAGCUACAUGGGAGCUGGUGGAAGCUCCUCAGACGAGGGCGAAGUGGGUGAGGGCGAAGGCGAGCUCUCUGGAUCUGGCAUUAGCGAAGGUAGGGCAAAGCGGUUGGGCGAGUCGCAAGGCCUCUUUGCUCAGCUGGACCAAGCGACCGCCAAUUGCUCCGUGGUUCGAAAUCUUGAAGAGCUCUUGGCCUGUAGGGCGGCCUCGAAGCAUCACGAUGCCAUUACCCUCGACCUCGUCUUCAGUCGGAUCGAGCUGCCGACCCCGAACACAGACCACUCUUCGGACCUGACCUUGGACUACCUCACUUCUUCGUCAGAGGAGGAAAGAUACAACAGUCGGCUGCAGUCUAUUGCCAAUCUCGUGGCACGGCUGCCAAAUGCAACUGUCAAGACACAGGAAGGCGUUCUUGCUGCGCCGCCCGGCAAGCUCCUUCCCUCUCUUCUAGCCUCGGGUCUGCAUUCUCAUCCCAUCCCUGCCGAACUCGCGGACUUCGAUACGUCCUUGCUCUCUCUGCCUGCUGUGCCGACGCCUCCAUCCGAGGAGAAGCUGUCCAGCUUGCCCUGUACUCACGACGUGAACCUCGACGUCUCGGCACUCGUUGCGCUGGUCAGUGACAUUUCCCACAUGUCUCUGCCGGAGGACGAAGUCGACCUUGAGUCUCUCUUCCACACUAUGGGCAUCAAGUCUAUCGAGGCCCAGCGUGGUGAAGAAGAGGAGGGUGAGGAAGCGGGUGAAUCUCGCAAGGACGCCAAAGCGAGGUUCCUCCAUGGCCGAGCACUUGCUAUGCAGCUCGCCCUCGAGAAGAAGGGCCUGUCGUUCCUGAGCUACGUCUUCCAGUUGUCAAAGUCUAGCGGUGGACGGCCUCUGCGCUUCUACACGUCAUCUGAGGCCAGGGAGAAGUUCUGCGAGAUCAUGAGGCUGGUGGCUGGACCGGAUGAGCAGAGGAGGGCCAACGCCUUGCUAGGUGGCGAUGCAAAAGAAAGCGCUAAAUUGUCAGAGAUGUUCUGGCAAGGCUCAAGGUGGAAGGCCUCACAGGGCUCGGGCUCAGCCUUUGAGCUUCCUAUCAACGUCGUGUCUGUCGCAGCCUCUCCGACAUUGGCACCUCGCGAUCUGCCGCCUUUCAGCCUUCGUUGCCGACAGGUGAUCCUCGACGGUCUGUCCGACCUAUCAGACAAGACGCACUCUACAUCUACCUCUGCAAAUCCUCGACAGACGGCACAUACUCUCAACACACUGUUGCUGGGCAUCGAUCGAGGCAUGACGACCUUGACCACUAAUAUGCUCAGUGUCAGGUGGCUGGUCAAGGAAGUGGCGAGGCGUAUGGGCGACAGUCACAUCCGAGGGGAAAAAGUGUUCAACGGGCAAUACGAGAGCGCUCUCAUGGUGGUGACCAAUCCCAGGAGUCUGGCAGAGAAGAUGAAAGUCGAACCAGGCCCGUCAAUGGACCAUCCACUGUCUGAGAAGGGCUCGCAAGAUCAAAUUGUCAUCGCCUCGACGCUCCUUUCAUCUACCGAUGCUUCCUCUCAUGCAAUGCCAUCCAGAAAUCGCUCCUAUCCCUCUUCUGACUCAAGCAAAGGCAUCGACAGCAAACAGUGGUCAUCGGGAGACGGAGAACAUAUUCACGAUACACUCCCUCAAUUGCCCGCCGUAUUCUCGCCUCGCUACAACAUCGAGGAAACCAACGAUGAGGACGGCGUCAGCUAUGGCCAUGGUCGAGGCGCUGUCGUUGCCCCUCGAUCUCGCUUUCGAAGGCUCGUAGGCUGGGCUGCAGGUCCUAAUCCUCCUGUCCAGCUGCGCAUCCGCCACUAUCCCUGGUGGCCCUUCCAAAGAGUCGAGGAAGGCUGGCUCAGUUUGACUCGCUCGGUAGCCUGGCGUGAUCCUGAUGAGGACAAAGAUGCAGUGCGGAGGGAGCUGGCGGACCGUGAUCGGCCGUUGACGUGGCCGAGGAGACCGGCUUGGCUGCAGCGGGGUCAUAGCCAGACCAUGGAUCUGGAAGACCUAUCGCCUCCGCCCUCUGAGCGACACGAACAGCGGCAAGCUCACUACCCUCGCAGAAUGUCUCCACCACUGCAUCCUGCUACAGCCUGGAAGAGAGGUUUCCUCAAGGAGUGGCGCACCAAUAGAGUCCAUUGGCUGCUCCUCUUCCUCACCUGCGUCGCCUGGCUAGCAGGCUUCAUCGCUCUCGCCAAUGACCUUUGGUUCAAUGCAUCGGUCCGCACCGUCGGAUCUGAGGAUUCGACUUCUCCCUCCUUUUAUUCCUGCACAUCCACGUACUGGCUUCAGAAUACCCAGUGUGGUUUGGAUGGACAGGACUGUGAGCCCUUCUACCAAAACACUUCCAUUGCUUUCAGAUGCCCUGCCCUCUGCGCUGGUACGACGCUGGGUGCUGCACGUGCGGUAGGGAGUGAAGUGCCAAAUUGGGUGCCCCUCAUCGUAGGCGGAGGUGACGAGCUGGGCGUGUAUCGAGGAGACAGCUGGGUUUGCGCCGCUGCCAUCCACGCCGGCCUGUUCACAAGUGAAUCCGGCGGCUGUGGUCAAUUGUGGCUCGCAGGAAGCUACACAGACUACAUUGGCUCCACCGCCAAUGGUCUCACCAGCGAAGACUUCAAUUCCUCCUUUCCCAUCUCUUACUUCUUUGAACAGCAGACGACUUCGAGUCACUGUACGGACACGCGCGAGCGGAUUUACAUCCUUGACGCUGUCCUCUCGGCCUUUACAGGACUGGUGCUACAGCCUGCCUCCUUAGUCUGGUACUACAUCCUCAUCUGCGUCGGAUUCUGGCACCUCAACUUCGCCAGUGAACCUCGCGCCUUCCCACCCACGGUUGGCGAUCCAGCAGGGGACUUCCUCCCGCUUCUCUUUGCUUGCUACGUUGUCUACCGACUCACAUUCCGCUUCUUGUUCCCGGCUUUCGCGAGGUUCCCCGUAGAGAGAACAAUCGGCACACUGGCACUCUUUUGGAUUGGAGUCAUGCUGGAUGUCGUCUUUGCGAAUGUGCCACUGCAGAGGUUGGUACUGUCGGAUAUCACGUCGCAGCCUGGGGCAUUGACCUCGCUGAUCGUCAUCAUCGUAGUCGUCGUCAUCGUCGCCAUCAAUCAAGUCCGGGUGGUUCGCAAGACGGGCUAUCUGCCCAAGUAUCUCACCUUGGCCAUCGUAGGCGCGAUCAUCAUAGGCCUUUUAGCAGCAGUCCCGACCACCGGCCUCCGCCUCCAUCACUACAUCAUUGCUCUAAUCCUCCUCCCCUUCCUCGCCUUCGAGACUCGCAUCUCCCUCCUAGCCGCCUGGUUCCUCCUCGGAAUGCUCAUCAACGGUAUCGGUCGCUGGGGCUGGGACGGUCUAAUCCAGGACAUCUCGACUAUCACGGGCGAUUCCACGACCGGGUCUGCCCUGCCUUCUUUCCUUCCCGGUUCGAAUUGGACCGGCGUUCAGAACGGGUCUGGACUGGUACAUUGGACUUCCCUGGCGGACGCGGCGGCAGAGGGGGACGAUGUGAGCGGGUACACGGGCUUCUCACUAAUGAUAGACGAUGUGCUCCGCCUUUCCGACUCCAGCGAGACCUACUUCGACCUAGCCACCCUCUGGACGGAUUUCGACGCAACGAGUGCACUGAAUAACUUCACCUACUAUCCAGCGGCGGACGUGAGGGAGACGAUUGCUAGUCAGCCCCAUUACCUCCGUCUGGCUUACACUAGCGAAGGCGAUGCCGCCGAUUUCACCAGGGCGGCCGUGGCGUACUUUAAUGGGACUUGGAUCGAUGCGCCCUCUGGCGCAACUUAGAUGGACCGGACCAGAUGACCGUUCUCUUCUCCUUCAGGGCUUCUACGUUCACUCUGUUGCUCGCGCAUUCGCAUUCGCAUUUGCAUUUGCAUACCGUAUCCUCUUCCUGCUUUCUGUAUCAUACUAUGGAUCUGUACUGUUCAUACCUGUCUAUAAGUGCCUUGGGAAAUUGCAUUCGACCUUUUGUUCUUAUUGUCUUCUGACUCGCCACAUUUGUCUACUCAAGUCAUACCCACUGUUUACAGCCAUCUCUCCGACAUUUGCUCCCCGUCGUCUUCAUUUGCUCCCCGUCGUCUUCACCUCCUCCC
Microstroma glucosiphilum is the source of this 4999-nucleotide messenger RNA. RefSeq lists its product as hypothetical. The transcript is spliced from 4 exons. The record is from RefSeq and is a predicted model, not a curated record. NCBI's taxonomy places the organism in Eukaryota, Fungi, Basidiomycota, Exobasidiomycetes, Microstromatales, Microstromataceae. Bases 249 to 4691 code for a protein of 1480 amino acids.